This is a messenger RNA of Spea bombifrons (plains spadefoot toad), 6116 nucleotides long. RefSeq names its product ankyrin 1 (gene ANK1). Lineage: Eukaryota; Metazoa; Chordata; Amphibia; Anura; Pelobatidae. The coding region runs from base 287 to 5818 and encodes 1843 amino acids. The record is from RefSeq and is a predicted model, not a curated record. Gene Ontology annotation, cellular component: T-tubule. Gene Ontology annotation, molecular function: protein binding. Gene Ontology annotation, biological process: protein localization to T-tubule; signal transduction; regulation of cardiac muscle contraction. The transcript is spliced from 45 exons.
CAGGAUGCAGGAGGAAGCAAUGUGUUUCGCCUGCAUCAGCAACACUGCAGUGUGAGGGGACAGCACAGGCUGCGGGAUGCUGUGGUACCGAAGCGAAGACAGAUAGAGGGGAGGAGAGGAGGAGGGUAACUAGCCCUAGGAGCUGACACUCAGAACCAGUAGAAGCUUUGCUAUCCACGUUGUACGCAAGGAACUCAUAAUUCAAGUUGUGAAGAUCAUUUUGGAGAUCGUGUGAUAUUCCUGGAGCUGAGCGCAGAAUCCCUCUGGGGGCCGAGGGGAGAACAGAAUGGCGCAGGCCGCCAAACAGCUCAAAAAAAUAAAGGAUAUAGAGGCGCAAGCAGUCCAGGAGCAGAAGGAAAAGGAAGAGUCGGAUCGCAAGAGGAGGAGCCGGUCACGGGACCGCAAGAAAAAGGCUGAUGCAGCGACCAGCUUCCUGCGAGCCGCCCGGGCUGGGAACCUGGACAAAGCGCUAGAGCACCUGAGGAACGGAGUGGAUAUAAACACGUGCAACCAGAAUGGGCUGAACGCUCUGCACCUGUCCAGUAAGGAGGGCCACCUUAAAAUGGUGAGCGAGCUUCUAUCAAAAGACAUUGUCCUGGAGACUACCACCAAGAAGGGGAACACGGCCUUGCACAUCGCAGCUUUGGCUGGUCAGCUGGAUGUGGUGCGAGAGUUGGUUAAUUAUGGGGCUAACGUCAACAGUCAGUCACAGAAAGGCUUUACGCCCCUCUAUAUGGCUGCGCAAGAGAACCAUCUUCCUGUGGUCAAGUUCCUUUUGGAGAACGGAGCCAAUCAGAACCUGGCAACCGAGGAUGGUUUCACCCCAUUAGCCGUAGCUCUCCAACAAGGCCAUGAAAAUGUAGUGGCUUAUCUCAUCAGCUACGGAAUGAAAGGAAAGGUCCGGCUCCCGGCUCUGCACAUCGCCGCUCGCAAUGAUGACACGCGCACCGCUGCCGUGCUGCUGCAGAACGAUCCGAACGCGGAUGUAUUGUCAAAGACGGGAUUCACGCCGCUACACAUUGCCGCUCACUAUGAAAAUCUAAACGUCGCACAGCUACUGUUGAAUCGAGGAGCGAAUGUUAACUUUACCCCCCAGAAUGGCAUCAGUGCACUCCACAUCGCCUCCCGCCGUGGCAAUAUUAUCAUGGUUCGGCUGUUGCUGGAUCGUGGGGCGCAGAUAGACGCACGCACCAAGGAUGAGCUGACCCCUCUGCACUGUGCUGUGCGCAACGGACAUGUGCGAAUAUCAGAGAUUCUGCUGGAUCAUGGGGCACCCAUUCAGGCCAAAACCAAGAACGGUCUGUCUCCGAUACACAUGGCCUCUCAGGGUGAUCACCUGGACUGUGUGCGACUUCUACUGCAGUACCAGGCUCAUAUUGAUGACAUCACGCUGGACCACCUGACUCCGCUGCAUGUGGCCGCUCACUGUGGUCACCAUCGUGUGGCCAAGAUAUUGCUGGAUAAAGGAGCCAAACCCAAUGCUAGGGCUCUGAAUGGCUUCACCCCCCUGCACAUUGCCUGUAAGAAGAGUCAUAUUAGAGUCAUGGAGCUUCUCUUGAAGUCUGGAGCAUCCAUUGACGCUGUCACAGAGUCUGGUCUGACUCCUCUCCAUGUGGCCUCCUUCAUGGGACAUCUACCCAUCGUGAAAACACUCCUGCAUAAGGGAGCGUCGCCUAACGUCUUCAGCGUGAAGGUAGAGACCCCUUUGCAUAUGGCAGCUCGUGCAGCUCACACGGAUGUGGCGGAGUUUCUGCUGCAAAACAAGGCAAAGGUGAAUGCCAGAGCUAAGGAUGACCAAACUCCCCUGCACUCUGCUGCCCGCUCCGGGCACUUCGAUAUGGUGCGUUUGCUUCUCGCAAACGGAGCUCACCCGGAUCCCCCGACAACUGCAGGUCACACUCCCCUACACCUCGCUGCGAGAGGAGGUCAUACCCAGACCGCAGAACUGCUGUUGGACAACCAGGCUUCGCACACAUCGAUGACCAAGAAAGGCUUUACUCCCCUCCAUGUGGCAGCAAAAUACGGGAGGAUCCAGAUUGCAGAGCUGUUGCUGGAGAGAGGUGCUCACUCCAACAGUGCUGGCAAGACUGGUCUAACACCCCUACAUGUUGCUGUUUAUCACAAUCACCUCAACAUUGUGCGACUUUUGCUGAACAAGGGUGCAUACCCUCAUUGCAGCGCUAGGAACGGGUACACCCCUCUACACAUGGCCGUGAAGCAGCGCUCCGUGGACACGGCCCGCGCCCUGCUCCAGUUCGGGGCGACCUGUAACGCACAGUCCCUGCAAGGAGUCAGCCCUCUGCACCUCGCUUCUCAGGAAGGUCACACGGACAUGGUGACACUACUUCUCAGCAAGCAAGCAAAUGUACACCUGGGAAACAAGAGCUCGCUAACCCCCCUACACCUGGCAUGUCAGGAGGGCCACCUGAACGUGGCAGAGAUACUGGUAUCCCACGAUGCAUCCGUGAGCGCAGAGACUCGGAUGGGGUUCACGCCGCUUCACAUUGCAUGCCACUACGGGAACAUCAAGCUGGUCAAAUUUCUCCUUCAACAUCAAGCCAAUGUAAAUGCCGCCACCAAGUUGGGUUUCACGCCCCUCCACCAGGCUGCCCAGCAGGGUCAUACAGAUAUUGUCACUCUGCUGCUGAAGAAUGGCGCAUGUCCUAACCAGGCUACCAUGAAUGGGAUUACGCCCUUGGCCAUAGCAAAGCGUCUAGGAUACAUCUCAGUGACAGACGUUCUGAGUCUGGUGACAGAUGGACCACAGGCUCAGCUAGCCAACGAAAGGCACAGAAUGAGCUUCCCAGAAACUGUGGAUGAGAUGCUGGAUGUGUCUGAAGAUGAAGGAGAGGAACCUCCAGACUUCAGACCUCCACUAACAGGCCCCCGGGAGCCAGACGAAGACACGGAAAUGGAGUUCUUACCCAAACUGGACCAGGUAGUGGGGUCACCUGCAAUACCCCGAAUUCCAUGUGUUACCCCAGAAACAGUGGUGCUGAAAGAGGAUGAAGCCGAGCCGGUGUCCAGAGAGUUAGACGAAGAAUCGCUUAUUCCCAGCAGUCCUGCUACUGAAACAUCAGACAAUAUCAGUCCCGUGGCCAGUCCUGUCCACACUGGGUUCUUGGUCAGUUUUAUGGUCGAUGCCCGUGGCGGCUCAAUGCGUGGAAGCCGACACAAUGGCUUGCGUGUCAUAAUACCACCCAGGACCUGCGCAGCCCCUACACGGAUAACAUGUCGCCUUGUGAAGCCUCAGAAGCUUAAUUCUCCUCCACCGCUGGGUGAAGAGGAAGGACUCACCAGCAGGAUCAUCGCACUGGGUCCCACAGGGGCACAGUUUCUAAGUCCGGUGGUAGUAGAAAUCCCCCACUUCUCUUCGGUGGGACGCGGAGAUCGGGAAUUGGUCAUUCUGCGUAGUGACAACGGGUCAGUGUGGAAAGAGCAUCAAAACCGUUACGGGAAAGAAUACCUAGAGGAAGCACUGAGUGGGAUGGAUGAAGAGCUGGAAAACGAAGAGGAGCUGCACAAGAAGCGUCUCUGUCGGAUUGUCACCACGGAUUUCCCUUUGUACUUUGUGGUGAUGUCUCGUGUGUGUCAGGACUGUGAGCUUAUUGGGCCAGAAGGUGGAGUCCUCAAGAGUCGACUUGUUCCUCAAGUCCAGGCCACAUUCCCUCCAACUGCUGUGACAAAGAAAGUGAAGCUAUCUUUACAGGCUCAGUCAGUGCCAGAUGAUUUGGUGUCCCGAUUGCUAGGCAACCAAGCAACUUUUGGCCCCAUUGUCACCGUGGAACCCCGUCGCAGGAAAUUCCAUCGGCCGAUUGGACUGCGCAUCCCCCUGCCACCAUCUUGGAGGGACAAUCCCAGGGAUAAUGGAGAAGGAGACACCACCAGUCUGAGACUCCUCUGCAGUGUGACAGGUGGUACAGCUCCCGCGCAAUGGGAAGACAUUACGGGAACCACUAAAUUGGUUUAUGCCAAUGAGUGUGCCAACUUUACCACUAAUGUGUCUGCCAGAUUUUGGCUGUCCGACUGUCCACGCACGGCAGAGGCAGUGUCCUUCUCCUCCCAGCUGUACAAGGAGCUCAGCUCUGUUCCAUACACAGCACGAUUUGUGGUCUUCGCUAAGAUGGGAGAUUCUCGGGAAGGACGUCUUCGCUGCUAUUGUAUGACGGGUGACAAGCUGGAGAAGACCCUGGAACAGCAUGAGAACUUUACUGAGGUGGCACGUAGCCGGGAGAUAGAGGUUUUGGAUGGAACACAGCUAUUUGUGGAGCUUUCGGGGAAUCUCGUGCCUCUGAAAAAGGCAACCCAGCAGAGAAGUUUUGUUUUCCAGGCAUUUAAAGAGAACAGGCUGGCUUUGCCCAUCAAGGUGCGUGACAGCAGCCGGGAGCCUUGCGGGUCUCUUUCAUUCCUGCGCAAAGCCAUGAAAUACGAACCUUCCCAACAAGUUCUAUGCCACCUGAAUGUCACCAUGCCUCAAUACUCACAGGGCCCAGGCAGUCUGGACAGACGGAGGACGCUGACACCACUAGCUCUAAGAGAGCGGUACAGCCUGCUGAAUGACAGUACGAGGGGGUCUCUAAGUGGCACAGAUCGCAUCGAUAUGAAGAUGGCUGUUAUCUCAGAGCAUCUUGGCCUGAGCUGGGCAGAACUGGCUCGGGAGCUGCAAUUUGAAAUGGAUGACAUUAACAAGAUUCGGGUGGAAAACCCAAACUCCCUGCUUGAGCAGAGUGCGGCCCUGUUACAACUGUGGGCAUCGCGCCAGGGCCCCGAUGCAAAACUGGAAGAUCUGUAUACGGCUCUGCGGAACAUUGAUCGCAGCGAGAUUGUCAACAUGCUAGAGGGAUCUGGGCGCCAGAGCAGGUGUUUUAAAGGAGAGCGCCGCUACACCAACAGCGAUGGAUCAGUAUCCCCUUCUCAAAGAAAUGGUCACCCCUUGACGCAGGACGAGCUGCUUUCCCCGGCCUCUCUCAACUACUCCCUUCCCUCCCCACUGAGACUGGAUCAAUACUGGAGUGAGGCGUCCAUGUUGGAUGGAGUUCCCAUGGCAACAGCUGAGCCUGAGGGACUAUUGGACCUUCCUGACCUUCCACUCUGGGCCUCUGGCCUGUCCCCCUCACUGGUGGCUCCUGAAGAUUCAUCUCUGGAUUGCAGCAAGGCCGAGGAUGAGUGGGAUGCCCCACCACGUCCAUCCUCGGGCUCCCCUGACCUGGAGGAGGAGGAGGACACUGAAGCCGGAGGGCCAGAAAGGGUACAUGCUCGGAUCACUGAAACCCCCGCCACUUGUCGAGUGACAUCUAGUGGUGUGGAGAGGGUGCAAGAGUGGAGCACAGAUGCCCCUGGCCAAAGACCCUCCCGGUGUUCUCCUCACCAUGAUAAUGGUGCCCCCUUAACUUACGAGGAGCUUCAUCAGAACUUCAAGGGUAGCGCCAGAAUCAAGGUCACUCAGCAGACCACCAUGUUCAGCACAAGGGGACAACAAGAGGGUAAUGAGGUCCCAGACAUUCCUGGGGAGCAGGUGACGGAGGAAGAGUUCACCGACGAGCAGGGCAACAUAGUGACAAAGAAGACAGUCAGGAAGGUCCUGCGCAGAGUGGGACCCCCAGGGUCCACAGAUCUAGGGGAUAAUGAAGAUUUGCUGAUUGAGGGGACCCUGCAGGAGGCAGAGGAGCUGGAGAGUGAGACCCCCAAUUACCUGAAGUAUGCUGUGUUACACCGAGAGGCAGAAGACGAACAUGACUCUUUGAGGUCAGAGGUCGCAGACGGGAGGAAAGGGGCACAGAUUGUGAAACGAGCCGGCACAAAACGGGUGCAUCAGUAGGACCCCAAAACUGGGACACCCCAAAUACUGGGAAUCACCCAGAAUUUCACCUCGAGUACGAGUUACUGAAGCGAACCCAUCCGCCAUUUACUGCACCUCACUAAUUAUGAAUCAGUACAAAAUUGAAUUCCUUCUCGCUCAUAAGCAAACACCACCCCAAAUCAAACUGAGGGGGGUCCCUGUCCCCCCAACUCCAAAGUCCGAAGCAGACGCUCGCCCCCCUGUAUGCUCACGGCAUGAAGACUUGCACCCUGCAUGUUACCAAGUAAUGUGCAUGAUGACAUUCGGAAAGAAGAAA